Molecule: messenger RNA, 5952 nt
Organism: Egretta garzetta (little egret)
Lineage: Eukaryota; Metazoa; Chordata; Aves; Pelecaniformes; Ardeidae
Gene: ASXL2
Product: ASXL transcriptional regulator 2
Exons: 10
Coding region: 760-4773 (1337 amino acids)
Biological process (GO): positive regulation of transcription by RNA polymerase II; animal organ morphogenesis
Cellular component (GO): PR-DUB complex
Molecular function (GO): chromatin binding; peroxisome proliferator activated receptor binding; DNA binding
Source: RefSeq, a predicted model, not a curated record
GUGAAGAGCAGAAGAGUUUCUACUUCAAAACGAGUUUUAUUUUUAGUUGGUUCAUUUGUUUGCUCUUCUUUAAAAUAACCAGAAAGGCAUUAAAUUCCAAUUAAAAAGAUUCCUUCAGCGUUGAGCUGUGUAGCAUCAGCUCUGGAAUGCAGCACUCCUACACGGCCGCUUCCUGGCCUGUCUGGGUGUCCAUGAAACACACAAAAGCCUCCUUCCUCAUUAAAAGAAAAACAAUAAAAAUCUACUCCCUCGAAUUCAAGAACAGCCCAAAUUUCAGCCAGGGUGCCCUGGGGGUUGGCUUGGGUUGUUGGCCACGUUUUCCCCUGCGUGCUGAGACAGGGCUGCCGGCAUCCACCGAGCCCUCCGUAAUUUGACCGAUCCCGGGAGUCUCGGUGGGAAGCAGCGCUAGUGCAGGGUACAGCUUCUUUUUUUCUUUCCCAAGGAUUGGGGAGGGGAGUUUUUAUUGUGAGAAUACGGAAUCCUAAUAAAAAUCAAUGAAGUGAAUGUGAACAGGGGUAGGCAGCAGCCAGAUGAGCUGCACUCCUUAUUUUGCUUAGAGGCUCUGCCUUGAGCCCUUGAGGCUGCAGUUCAGCUUAUCGUGACAUUAUUUUUGCUCAUAUACAUAUAAACCAGGAAGCGCCUUCAGAUAACAUCAACAGCCACUUCCUUAUAUGUACAAAAAUAAAGUGCUCUGACAGCAGCAAAACUGACACUUUGAUUUCAGAAGGGAUAGAAACCUUUGUGCAUUUGUAGACCCACAUGGGCGUCACGCGGGGCCAAUCAGGAGCACAGGGGAAGAAGUUUAAAAACAAGCCCCAUGCAUUGCUGCCUGUACAUCUGUGCGGGAGCAGAAGGCGGGAGGAAGCCCGGAGCGGCGUUGAUUGCCGAGCCUCGGAAGCAGCAGCAAUGUUCACGGAGCAGCUCUAUGCGAUUCCCCUCGAAGUGUCGUCUAGAUUGUCGCAGACGUCCUCCCCACAGUCAGGCUGCCCGUCGCCUUCCAUCCAGACAGGCAAAGUCAUCUCCUCGUCCCAGAAGCACAGCAAGAAGGCACUCAAACAGGCCUUGAAACAGCAGCAGCAAAAGCAACAGCAGCAGCAAUGCAGAGCAGGCAUGCCCGUGUCGUCGAAUCAGCAUGUCCUUCUGAAGGCCGUCAAGGCGGCCAGUGACUCCGUGCCUGCAAAAUCUGCUUGGGAAGGAAAGCAGUCAGAUGGACAGUCGAGCAGCCCUCAGAACUCCACCUCCAGUUCCUCUCCCUCUGUUAAGCUUGAUAACUCCUUGCCAGGGUUGGGGAAGAAACCGUUCCAGAGAUCUGACAGGCUCCAUGCAAGGCAGCUGAAGAGAACAAAGUGUGCUGAAAUCGAUGUGGAAACCCCCGACUCCAUCCUCGUGAACACAAACCUGCGGGCACUGAUCAACAAGCAUACGUUCUCCGUUCUGCCUACAGAAUGCCAGCAGCGCCUGCUGCUGCUGCUGCCGGAGGUGGACAGGCAGGUUGGGGCGGAUGGUUUGAUGAAGCUGAGUGGCUCUGCGCUCAACAACGAGUUCUUCACUUCAGCGGCCCAAGGCUGGAAGGAGAGGUUGUCAGAAGGUGAGUUUACGCCAGAAAUGCAGCUAAGGAUACGGCAAGAAAUAGAAAAGGAGAAGAAGGUCGAGCUGUGGAAGGAACAUUUUUUUGAGAGCUACUAUGGUCAGAGUUCUGGACUAAGUCCUGAAGAGUCCAAGAGACUGACAGCAAACACCAGCCCUGCCGAGACAGAGCCUGUAAAUCCAGCAGCUGAACAGCCAAAAUGCACACCAGCCUCUCCGGCACCACUCAAAGAGGAGAUUACGUCUCCGUUGGAGUCUAAAGCACAAGCAGUCCAGGAAGCACCAGCGAUGAAAAAAGGAGGAGAGGAAAGACGAGAGGAGGCACAGCCAAAACCGGCCAAACCUGCCAAGGCCUUGGUUUCCCCAGAUGGGUGUGCAGCGAAACCUAGUGACCGUCCUCUCCCUGUGAAAGAGAGAGUCCAGGGAGAGUCCAUCCAAGAGAAACCACAGACUGCCAUUAGUCCAAAGGCAGAAGAAGAGAGGAAGCACGCUGCGGCAAAGGACGCGCCAGUGAGAGAGACUGCCAGUACCUCAGCUUUGGCCCCGAGUAAACCAAAGAGCCCCGAGGCAGGUGAAGUGGUCGCAAGCGUGAAAAGUCCAGUGACGGCUCCAGAAACACCAGAAAAGAAGCCCCCUGUAAAUGAAGACAUGGAAGUCAGUGUUGAAGCCCACAAGAGGAAGUCGGAGAGUCGCGAAGAAGCUCUAACCACUCCUGAAAAAAAGCCACGCGUCAUGGAGAACUGUCAGCACCACCAGGCUUUUCGGCCCCAGCCACAGUCCUUUCCUGCGGCGGGGACCCCGGUGCCACGGGUGCCCCCACUCAAGAUUCCUGUUUCCAGAAUCUCCCCGAUGCCAUUUCCUGCGGGCCAGGUCUCUCCCAGGGCACGUUUCCCAAUCUCGCUUACCAGUCCAGGAAGAACAGGGGCCAGAACUUUGGCAGACAUCAAGGCAAAAGCCCAGCAAGCCAAGGCUCAGAGGGCUUUUUUUGGACCGGGCGGUGGCGGGGGCCCACCGGGCGGUGGAGGAGAGAAGAGUAACGCAGCAGCGAGCGGAACCAGCGAAACUGGAAUUCGAGGAAACGCACUGGAACUGGCAGGAACUGGAAGCGGGGGAAGUUCGAGAAGGUUUCUUCCCCGUUGUCCAGGGACCCGUACCCAAAUGGAGACCCAGGCCGCGGACCCGGCACCACCUCACAGUCCUUCUGGAGCACAACUACAGCAAACUUCCACACUGCGACCCAGAACUCCAGCCAGCAAUACAGGCACCGGCGCCUCCGCCUCCGCGGGAUCGGCAUUAGAGAAAAUCAACAGAAUAAAACAGAGCCCCCCCAGCACGGUGGUAAAUCAGGUUUCAGGCUCCCCGUAUGCUGGUAGCGGUCACAGGCACGAGAAAGCACCUUCUGCUCCGGCAGGGCCAGGCCAGGCCUGCGGGGCCUCAGCUGUCAGGGAUGGAACAGUCUGCGUCACGGUGUCCGCAGCAGAUGCCGGCGCAAGCGUGACUGAUGUAGCACCUACGGCCUUAGGAGGGACCAGCUUAGAUGCUUCUAAAAGCAAAUCUCCUUCCCCUCUGAUGUCUUCGCUAACAUCCACGAGCCCAGAAGCCCGGGCUGGGGGUCUGGUCACAUCUGCCACGUCUGUCCCGCCCUCUAACGCUCUGUCAGUAGCGCCUUGCCUUAAAACUCAUGCAAGUUCAAGCUUAAGCGGGGCCCUCCCAAAGCCAAGCUCCAGUAUUCCUGCUAACAACCCUUUGGUCACCCAGCUUCUUCAAGGCAAGAACGUCCCUCUGGAGCAAAUCCUGCCGAAGCCGCUCACCAAAGCAGAGAUGAAAACUGUCCUGUUAGCUUCUCCUGAGGAAAAAGGGGCAGGAGCAGCCGCCGGUGCUACAGGCGUAGCAGGGAACGGCACUGGAGCCGAGGGUGGCGAAAGACAAUCGAGUUUACCCACACAACAGCUCGGGAAGAUCUUUUGCCAGAACAGGCCUCUGCCUCACAUUCCAAGGACCUUUCCGCUCCCCUCGGGAAAGGACCCCAGUCUUGACCAGCACCAGUGCCACGAGGCGCUCAGCAAAACCACCCAAGAGCAGAUCCUCCAGACUCUUAUCAAGAGGGUCCAGAGGCAGAAUUUGUUGCCAGUCCUUCAGCCUUCACAACUGAACCUCACUCACUCAGGUUUCCAGUUAGAAAACAGCUCCACCAGCCAGAGAUUUAUGCUGGGUUUCAUGGGCAGAAGGACCUCCAAGCCUGCUAUGUCUGGUCAUUACCUGCUCAACAUUUCCACCUAUGGUCGCGGUUCAGAGAGUUUGAGGAGAGGCUUCUCCUUGAACCCCGAAAGCCGCUUGUGUCUGAACAGCCCUGCUGAUGCUCCAAAACCAGAAUUUGGGGAAUGUGAGGAGCUAGCUGGCCACGGCAGCAGCAGCGAUGAAGGGGAUGCAGAUGAUGAGAGCACCGGUGAUGAACGCGACCAUACUGGUGUAAAAGAGGAGCCCCAGGCUGCCCAGGUUCCUGGUCAGUGUGAAAAAGAACAGGCAUCGCACAGCGUAAAUUCCUCGGAUUGCAGCACCCUUGCUACAAAGGGUGUAAAGGCAGAAGCAGCCGCCGCUCAGCAGGCAGCGGUCGGCAAGGAGAACGUUCAGGCAUUUGACGGAUCGACGUUAGCACAAGAUUUUAUUCAAGCCGCUCAAGAGCAAAUGGCACAUGCGAUGAGGGGGAAAAUGCACGGCAGUCCGGAGCUCUUCAGCGCUUCUGUCCCGUCCUUGGACUCUGCGCAGCAGCAGCCUCCGCUGCUUUCUCCUUCGCGCCCUCCGAAGCUCUCCGGAGGCGCUGCAGCGCAGCUCAUUGGGCCCAGUUACAGCGGCACAAUAAACGUCUCCACCUCCCCAGACGUCAACCAAGGGGCUCUCAUGACCGGGCUGUCCGAAUGCAAUCAGUUGUCCAGUAGCAUGGGGAACGUCAUGUCCUUUUCCGUGACUGUAACCACCAUUCCCACCAGCCCAGCUAUGAACCCUGGCGCCCACGCUCAGACCAUCCCCGUUCAAGCCUUCGCUGAAGACAGCGGCAUGGAGGAUUCCCCUUCCAAGUGUUACUGCAGGUUGAAAGCCAUGAUCAUGUGCAAGGGCUGCGGUGCCUUCUGCCACGACGAUUGCAUUGGCCCCUCGAAGCUCUGCGUCUCCUGCCUCGUGGUGCGGUAACCGGGCCGGGGAGCGGGGAAGAGGAUGGCUUGAUUCCGGUUUUGCUUUCGGAAGUACAUUGGGAAGAAACAGGAAAUCUACUGCCUUGCACAAGAGACACGUUACUGAAUCAGGAAUACAGAGUAGAGUCCUUCUUUCAUUAACGAAAGAGCACCUUCUUGUACAGUGAGUCUGAAUUGAGCUCAACCACGUGAAUUGUGACAAGAGUUUGCACUUAAGGAAUUAUGUAAAUAUGUCACAUUAUUUUGUUUAAAAAUAUUUUUUCAAUCUUUUAGGAGAUAGUGUUUGACUUGUACUGCAGUUUCAUUAACCCCAGCCCGCUAUCCAGCGUGUUUGCUGAGCUCUGCUCUAGGUGGGGGAGCGCCCCCCCCCACCCCCGGCAAAGCCGUAGCCUGUUGGUCUUCUCUGGACAAAGAGAAGAACUGGAGAAUCAAGACACCAAACGUUUGUCCUGACCGGUGGCGGAGCCCCGAAGCGGGAGCCCCUGCGGGGGCUCGCUUUGACGCUCUAAAUUUUCGUUUGAUUUUUUUGGGCAUUGGAAGGUGUUAACCGUGUAGCAGCCUUCCAAGCAGUUGCCUUUCCCGCGUGGCCGGGCUGUCUCCAGAAGGCGUUCCUGGGUUGUGCAAUACGGGCUGGUGUUUCUGAUUCGCAUCUCCCCUCCUCGCCAGGGGUGGGUGGCAGUGACCGUGCUGUAGGGGAGGUAGCGUCUCCAUUUGCUACUGGUGAAUACGAAAAAGGCAACUGUACUAACCAUAGCGUUCAAGGAUUUAAAUGGCUAAACCAGCUCCAUGGCCGUGCUUUCCGGUAACCCCAGGCACCACGUCAAGCAGAGGUCACAAAUUUGUGCGUUUCAUGUCCGGACUGCCGGGACUGGGCAGCGCCCUGCCUUUCGGUGGGCGUUGUGAGGGGGCUGGGAGGCGCCGUCCCGCGGUCACGAGCCGUCAGCUCCCACAGCACGCGGCGCGAGCGAAGUGCACCGAGUGUCACCCUCGGUCCCGCUCUUCUCUGGGAAGCUGGCUGCGCUCGUCCCAACCCCCCGCCGUGGUCGGGCGUCUCUGAUUUCGAUAGCAGAUUUUAUAUUUAGCGAAGUGUAGGGAGGGGAAAACGCGUGUCCUGGUGGGCCCCACCGUGAGCCCGCUGUGGGUGUCUCUCUGCGUGCUCAAAUACCAAAUCAGGCUU